AAAAUUGCGGCCAGGACGUAAUUUCUUGCGGGCAUUUGUCAAGGUCGAAAUCGUUUUAUGAAACGCGAGUUCAAGUCAAAGCAAAGGAUAAAGAUCUCUCUCUAGUAUUUAAAACGCGAGUUUUUGGAAAUAUUUACUGCUUUCCCCGCAUAUCCUUGGUAGAGCUGAUUACGCUCUCCGAUUUCUUGUCAAUCCAAAGUCUCCAAAGCGAUCGGUUGUUACAAGUGUAGUGGAGUGGAGGAGUUUGAUAUUGGUGUCGAUUGAUUGAUUAUUGGGAGUCUCAUGGAAGGCGUAGUGGGAGCUCAGUCGCAGCAGCCUCAACAACAAGAAGAAGCAGCACUAGCACCACCCCCGCAGAAGGUUGUAGAGAGGUUGAAUCAGGCGGUGCAGCAACAACUCAACCUCGAUUCCGUCAAGACUCGAGCCAUCAGCCUCUUCAAAGCCAUCUCUCGCAUCCUUGAUGAAAUUGACCUCCUUGCCCGCUCCAAUGCUGUCCCCAAAUGGCAAGAUGUGUUGAACCAAUUUUCUAUGGUGAAUCUUGAGCUUUUUAACAUUGUGGAAGACAUUAAGAAGGUCUCCAAGGCUUUUGUUGUUCAUCCAAAGAAUGUUAAUGCGGAGAAUGCUACAAUUCUGCCUGUUAUGUUGUCAUCAAAGCUAUUGCCCGAGAUGGAAAUGGAUGACAAUGCCAAGAGAGAUCAGUUGUUACAGGGAAUGCAAAAUCUGCCAUUGUCCUCACAAAUUGAUAAGUUAAAGACAAGGAUUGAGAUGAUCGGAGCAGCCUGUGAAAGUGCUGAGAAAGUUAUAGCUGAUACUCGUAAAGCCUAUUUUGGCACUCGACAAGGGCCAACUACCAUUCCAACUUUAGACAAAGUUCAAGCUGCAAAGAUUCAAGAGCAAGAGACUUUACUUCGGAAUGCUGUAAAUCAUGGCGAAGGUUUACGGAUAACUGGAGAGCAGAGGCAGAUCACAUCUGCACUUCCAUUGCAUCUUGUAGAUGUUCUCACUGUGGGUGAUGGUGCACAUACUUUUCCUGAUGCAUCUGGCAUGUAUAUGAAGAAUACUCCUCCAUUAUCAUCAAACACCGUUAACAAUCAGGGUAAUUUGUUACAGGUUUCUGGAGCACAACUCAUUGGAAGGGCAGCAGCUUCUCCUUCUGGAAGUAAUGUAGCCACCCCCUAUGAUAAUACAACAGCAUCUCCACUACCAUAUGCCAACUCACCUAGGUCAGGCACGACCAUGAUGAAUGCACCUUCUCCUCAGCAACAAUCACAACAUCAACAGCAGCAGCAGCAACAACACCAACACCAACAACAACAGCAACAACAGCUGCAGCAGCAGCAGCAAAGGCAGAAAAUGAUGCAAUUACCUCAGCAUCAGCAGCAACUUCUAUCUCAACAGCAGUUUAGGCAGCCUUCACUGCCUGGAAUGGGACAGAACCAGUUGGCACAGUUGCAUGAUUUGCAGGGUCAGACUCAACAGAAGUUUCAGUCGUUACAUGGUCAGCAUCAAAUGCAAUUCUCUCCACCAUUGGGGACCCAGCAAUUUCAGGGUCGGCAGCUGCCUACUGGACCCAUUCAGCAUGCCAUUGGUCAGAGUCAACUCAACCAAGGGAAUCAGUUGAAUCGCCAGUUAAACCAGUUUUCUAGCCCUGCCAAUACUGCAAUGUUUAAUGCUGCUCAGGGUACUCCAAAUACCCAAAUGAUGUCAAACAUGUCAGCUUCAAUGCAAUCACAAUCAAGAAUGCAGUUUGGAUUAUCUGGUGGCAACCGGACUCAUGCUUCCCAAAUUCUCAGUGAUCAGAUGUUCAACAUGGGAGCAGCCAAUCCUGGCACUAUGAUGCCCAUCCAACAACAACAGCAGCAGCAGCAACAUGGUUCACAAGGUGCGUUUGGAAACAUGGCGCAAAAUGUUCAGAAUCUACAACCAAAUAUGGUUGCCCUCCAGAAUGCACAACAGAACUUUCAGCAACAGAGACAGCAAAACCAGCAGUGAUUCAAUGUAUACCCGUUGGUAACGCCAAACUGGUUUCAUGUGCCAAGGGCCUCAAAGUAAACGCAAUGUUACUUUCUGUUAUUCAUAUCAUAACAAGUAACCAUGGAGCUGGUGAUGCUUCUCCAGUGCCUCCUCGAUAACCUCAAUAAUUGGUUAAUGUUUGAUAUCCUAAUCGUCCAAGCAAGCACGUGCCGUCAUUUUACCAAUGCCGGUUUUGUAUUUUUGUCUAAUUAGUUUCUGUUCACUGUAGCUGAUGGUGAAUAAUCUGCCUAUAUAACAUAGUUUCCUCGUUGCUUUCAUUUAUAA
Molecule: messenger RNA, 2298 nt
Organism: Rhododendron vialii
Lineage: Eukaryota; Viridiplantae; Streptophyta; Magnoliopsida; Ericales; Ericaceae
Product: mediator of RNA polymerase II transcription subunit 8
Exons: 12
Coding region: 283-1992 (569 amino acids)
Cellular component (GO): mediator complex
Source: RefSeq, a predicted model, not a curated record